CUAAACUCCUGCUACUGUUCCCUCUCAUUCUCGGGUUCACUCAAGGAUGCUUCAAUACUUCACGCUAGCAAUCUCUAAAUCUCCACUGAUGUACCACUUUUAUGGUUUGCAAACUCUUCCUGCGGGAUAUUUUGAUGUCGUGAUCAGCGGUGGUUAUUGCGUUUCAGAGAACCCCAGGUUUGCAACGCCACAAAUGCAUUCGAGAACGAUAGAUCCGAAAGCAAUGAAGCCACAUACAGAUUCGAGUGGGGGUCUUUACAAGGGACCAGAGAGCAGCAGAUCCUCAACAUUGAAACAAGACAUAUGAGAAUUACAGAACAAGAUGCAUAACUAUGCAGUCACAGGUCUCUAUCUUGUGAGACUAGGGUUCUUUGAGUCCUAGGUCCAGAAUAUACCCAUCCUUUCAGGGUACCACAGGCCUCUUACUCGCUGCCAUCCCAACCUCCAUGACCAGCAGAUAAGACCCAACGAGGAUAGCUUCUCGAGAACCCAUGAAGAGCGGGUCGAUCCCUACUCCUGGAUGCAGAACCCUACGCUCGCCUGCGUUAGACCGGCGGGCCCUUUGAUGAUGGCAUAAUCGCCAUCCUGUCGCCUCUUAAACUAGCGUCUACUCUAUCUCGACUUUUCUUGCAAGCCUUUACAGAAGUUUUAUAUACAUCUCCGUGGGCCCGAGACAUUUUCCCUCUUCCCUUUCCAGCGGCUGCGUCUAUAUUUCAACAGCUUAUCUUUCUUGGCGAUCACCUCUGAUUCGCACCCCUCUUUGCCUGCAGAGGUUGUCAUUGCCAGUAUGGCGUUCAACCACAAUAAGGAUGAAGAUGUCGUCGCUGGCGAUGGUCCGUCUGAGCAUAACUAUGACUCUGGACGCUUGAAUGAUACAGAAGAGGCCGAGUCUAUAGACCCGGAUUCUGGUGUAAAGCGUGGUUUGAAGAAUAGACAUUUGUCUAUGAUGGCUUUGGCUGGUAUUAUCGGACCUGGACUUCUUGUUGGUGCAGGUGGUGCAUUGAAUGUCGGAGGACCAGCUGCAUUGCUCAUUGGAUUUGGUGUUGUUGGUAUGAUGUUCUUUGUCUUGAGAUCUUUGAAGAGCAUAUGGGACCAGGAGGUUCUAUUCAGUCUUCAGAUCCUUACAAAAUUCAAUGCUAACUCUUGGCAGGUAUCAUCGCCUUCUGUAUUAUGCAGUCCCUUGGCGAGGUGACAACACUAUACCCUGGCGGAGGCUCUUUCAUCUCUCUCGCCGAGCGCAUGGUAGACAAGUCUUUUUCCGUUGCUGUAGGCUGGAAUUACUUUGUUAUCUGGGCCGCUGUCCUCGCCAACGAGUAUAAUGUCAUCUGCAGUAUUCUCACAUAUUGGGGACCAGUCGUUCCCCUAUGGGGUUACUUCCUCAUCUUCUGGACAGUCUUCAUGGGAUUCCAACUUCUUGGUGUUGAAGCUUUUGGCGAAGCCGAGUUCUGGCUUGCGCUUAUGAAACUCCUCGGAUUAACAGCGUACUUCAUCUUCGCCAUCAUCUACGCCGCUGGUGGUUUGGUCGGUCAGGAUGGAUCUGUUGGCUUCAAAUACUGGAGUGACCCGGGAGCUUUCAACGGAAAUGGCUUCCGCGGUGUUGCUUCUGUCUUUGUGUUUUGCUCGACAUUCUACUCUGGUGUUGAGUCUAUCGCUGUGGCUGCUACUGAAACGAGAAAUCCUGGUGUUGCGGUUCCUCAGGCUAUUCGACAAGUCUUCUGGCGUAUCAUCUUCGUCUACAUGGGAUCAGCUUUCUUCUUUGGAAUCACCUGCCCUGCUAAUGCGGAGGGACUGGUGAACGGAGGUUCCAAGGCCCUGCAGAGUCCCAUGACUAUUGCGAUUCAGAAUGCUGGCUGGCAAGGAGGCGUCCACCUUAUCAACGCCUUCAUUCUCCUAACUUGCUUGUCCGCUAUCAACUCAUCCAUCUACUUUGGCUCUCGAACUGUUUUCUAUAUGGCGCAGUCUGGCAAGGCUCCUAAGAUAUUCGGCUGGACCAACAGCCGAGGUGUUCCAGUCUGGGCAAUUUUCAUCACCAAUGCUGUCGGUUCCAUUUCCAUGAUGAAUGUCUCUACCGGUGCCUCCAAGGCUUAUAGCUAUAUCGUCAACCUGUCCGGUGUCAGUGCUUUCCUUGUCUGGGGCAGCAUCUGCUUUAUCCAUAUCCGCUUCCGUCGAGCUUGGGUUACUCAGGGUCGCAGUCUCGAUGAGCUUCCGUACAAGGCACUCGGCUUCCCAUAUCUCGCCUGGUUUGGUCUUGGGGCUUGUAUUUUCUUGGCUCUGGUUCAAGGGUGGACGACGUUGUCGCCAUUCAAUGCUGGAAAUUUUGUGGAUGCUUACAUCCUGGUGCCACUGUUUGGUAUCAUCUAUGUAUUCUGCAAGCUGUUAUGGCGCGGAAAGGAUCCUCUCAAGCGUAGUUGGAGCAUCGAUCUCGACAGUGGCAGAAGAAAGGAUCUGGAUUACAAGAGUGGCCCAACAGAAAGGGAUGUCCCUGGCCAAACACCUUGGUGGAAGAAGGUGUGGGCUUGGUUCUGAUUUUGAAUCAGUAAAAUUAUGGAACUUUCGGGUUACGAUGUUGGGCUUUUCAUGAUACCUAUUUAGCUUACGAUUGCAAACAAAUAUAACCGGUUUCUUUGCUUCCAUCCGUUUUUCAUUUACAUAGGUUUACGAAAUUACACUUGCAGACUGAGAAAAUGAGGCAUCGUUGCGAAAAUAUAGUAAGCACAUAGUAUCAUUCAUCAUCAA
Messenger RNA from Fusarium odoratissimum NRRL 54006, 2736 nucleotides. RefSeq lists its product as uncharacterized. Lineage: Eukaryota; Fungi; Ascomycota; Sordariomycetes; Hypocreales; Nectriaceae. Bases 1171 to 2526 code for a protein of 451 amino acids. The transcript has 2 exons. Gene Ontology annotation, cellular component: membrane. Gene Ontology annotation, biological process: amino acid transmembrane transport. Gene Ontology annotation, molecular function: amino acid transmembrane transporter activity. The record is from RefSeq and is a predicted model, not a curated record.